AUAUGACUACAAACAUACUUUGACUCUAAUUAACUAUAGACUGUUACUUAAUUCCAGCUACUAUAGAAUAUGCUGAGGGCAUUGUUGGUGAAGAACUGACCAAGGACUUAAAAAACAACAACAAAUCAAAAAGCAGUUUGGAAAAAGGGAGCAACUGACAGUUUGCAUGGAGUUAUCUAUACAUUAUAGAUUCAUUGGUUAUAUUUAUUCAUAAUAUGAAAUUUGAUGAAUAUGUAAUUGAUAUAUUGAUGUUAUUUAGCUUUCUAAAUACAACUUUAUGUUCUGGAGACAAAAUGCAUAAUUGUUUUGUGAACACUAAGAGCUUCUCCCUCCAAUGCGCAGCUGAGAGUUCAUUUUGUUAUUUACUGCGCAGGGUAGCAACACAUUAGUUUACAUCAUGGCGGACGAAAAGGAAAGUUCGGAGUCCAUGAUAGCAGAUGUGCAAAAAAGAAUAACAGAUGCAUUUGACAUUUUUGACCAUGAAUCAAAUAAAACAGUUGAUGUCAGGGAAGUUGGAACAAUUGUGCGGUCCUUAGGCUGCUGUCCAAGUGAAGCAGAGCUGCAUGAUAUGUUGGAGGAGAUUGAGGAAGAAGAACCAACUGGAUACAUUAGAUUUGAAAAGUUUUUAGCUAUGAUGACUCAUGUUUUAAUGGAGAGAAGGUACAAACCUUCUCCAGAGGAUAUAAUUUUAAAAGCAUUAAUGACAUUAGAUGUUGAACAUAAAGGGCAUUUAACCCAGGAAGAGAUUACAAAAUAUAUGACAACAGAAGGGGAACCAUUCACACCUGAAGAAAUGGAAGAGAUGCUCUCAGCUGCUGUGGACCCAGACAAGGGUGUGGUUCUGUAUAAGGACUAUGCCUCUGCCAUGGCACUGGAGGAAACAUAACAUGGCAGAAAUGACUGUAUUUGCAUUGCCAUUGUAGCUUAAAUAUGGUAUUUCAUAAUGAUGAGAGAGACACUGAUAACUUUUUU
Molecule: messenger RNA, 972 nt
Organism: Lingula anatina
Lineage: Eukaryota; Metazoa; Brachiopoda; Lingulata; Lingulida; Lingulidae
Product: dynein regulatory complex protein 8
Molecular function (GO): calcium ion binding
Source: RefSeq, a predicted model, not a curated record